Exaiptasia diaphana is the source of this 620-nucleotide messenger RNA. RefSeq names its product pseudouridylate synthase 7 homolog. Gene Ontology annotation, biological process: pseudouridine synthesis. NCBI's taxonomy places the organism in Eukaryota, Metazoa, Cnidaria, Anthozoa, Actiniaria, Aiptasiidae. The record is from RefSeq and is a predicted model, not a curated record. Gene Ontology annotation, cellular component: nucleus. Gene Ontology annotation, molecular function: RNA binding; pseudouridine synthase activity. The coding region runs from base 112 to 606 and encodes 164 amino acids. The transcript has 3 exons.
UCCAAGAAAUAUGGUCUUACUCCUGUAGAAGGCGACCUCGUUUUGACAGACGAACUACCUUUCAGUUCUGAUGGCAGUGUUAGAGAGGAAUCAGAAGAUGCUUCCUGCCAAAUGCGAGACAAGGACGCAUUAUCUGCCCCACGCUCUGUCCCCGUGCGUAUGUUAACAGCAGAAGACGUCAAAUCAGGGGGGUUCACUAUUCAUGACAUCGUCAUGCCACUACCCGGUUAUGAUGUAACGUACCCUGGUUAUAAUUCCAAGCAGUUCUAUAAGGAACUGAUGGAUAAAGAUGGCAUUGAUAUUGAUAAUCUCCGGCAUCGUGUCAAGGACUACUCCCUAUCUGGGGCUUACAGGAAACUGGUUAUAAAACCCGCUCAUACUUGCUGGUGUUACCAUCGUUACAAUGACGUCAAUGAACCGUUAGUGCUCACUGAUAAAGAUAAACUAGAUGGCAAAACAACCUUAGUGGUCCCCCCUGGGGAAAAAUAUUUAGCGUUACAAAUUGAACUGACACUACCCCCCUCGUGUUACGCCACAAUGGCAAUAAGGGAAGURAUGAAGUGCGAGACGGCAUCUUCUCAUCAAGCUACUUUAAAUAAAGCUUAAUUUUACAUUAAAAA